Messenger RNA from Metarhizium brunneum ARSEF 3297, 507 nucleotides. The record is from RefSeq and is a predicted model, not a curated record. NCBI's taxonomy places the organism in Eukaryota, Fungi, Ascomycota, Sordariomycetes, Hypocreales, Clavicipitaceae.
AUGGGUGAUCCGCGAUACCAGGACUGCCUUGCUAGAGAAGUAACGUCGGAUGAACCGGCUGAUCAGCCGGGAUUUGUACCCGAUCUAAUCAAUCUAGGAGAACCCAUAAAACAUGUUACCGCCGGCGGUUAUUGCCUCACGGCACUCACUCAGAGCGGAAGUAUUUACAUCUGGGGUCGAAGAUGUACAGGACAAAGACAAAGCGGCCAUUCGGCGUUUGCGGAAUUAUGUGGCAUACCCAACUACCUCGGCGUAGAUGGCGACAAAGAUGUACAGGAUGUGGCCUUGGGGGAUAGUCACGCUAUAGCGCUGACGACUGAUGGCACUGUUUAUGUGAUUGGUCGUAAUGAUAAUGGUCAACUUGGCUUGAGACAAGGUGUGGACAUGGCCGCAAAAACAUGGACAAAGGUAAAGCUGGGUGUUCCAGAUGGUUGUCAAGUCGUAGGAGUAGCUGCUGGACCAAAAUCGUCAUUUAUUUUGACAGCACAGAAGACAGGUGUAACCUAA